Molecule: messenger RNA, 7664 nt
Organism: Harpegnathos saltator (Jerdon's jumping ant)
Lineage: Eukaryota; Metazoa; Arthropoda; Insecta; Hymenoptera; Formicidae
Product: octopamine receptor beta-3R
Exons: 5
Coding region: 1532-2869 (445 amino acids)
Biological process (GO): positive regulation of MAPK cascade; adenylate cyclase-activating adrenergic receptor signaling pathway
Cellular component (GO): plasma membrane
Molecular function (GO): octopamine receptor activity
Source: RefSeq, a predicted model, not a curated record
CGAUGGCAACGCCACCGGCGGAGGGUGGUGGAAACAGCCGGCCGCGUUUCCCCCGUUCGGGGGCACGAGCAGUGCGGCUUGAUCCGCGGCGCCGGCCGAAUCAGCCAGCCACAGCUCGCGAGGAGGACGCACGACCGCGUCCGCCGUGCCCUUACGACGUGCCGUGCCGGAAACGAUGAAUGAAAAUGCGGCCGGGGGUGCGCGCGAGUCCGCCGAUGUCGCGGCGAGAUCGACCCCGAAUUAGAGCGAGCGUCGAGCAGUGCCGCGUCACGCCGAUUUUUCAGUCGUCCGUGAUGAUGACGCUCGGCGAGGCCGUCGAGCGCCAUUGAGACUGCUACUGCUUUAUUUCGCCGCGUCGACCGGAAGUGUCGCGGCCCCAAAAGUGAAUUCUCCGUUUCCGUUUCUUUUCCUUUCGUUUCCUGCGCCCUCGUCGCUUACACGUCGCUUCGCUCGAUGCGAUGCGGGAAACGGAAUGCGGCUCGGAAUCGCUCGGCGAGGCUUGCCUCGUGAAACCGUCUGAUCGCGCGCGUGCCGACAGUGCAGCCCGCAGCCCCCGCAGGCCGCGAUCAACGCGGCUCGCGAUCACGCGAUCAUGGAUGUACGAGGAUCAAGAGUGACCAGUGCGGGACCGCGGCGAGGAGUGCGCGGGCCGAGCGGGUGUCCGCGAAACCGUGGGCUCGAGGAAACUCGACUCGAGGGCCACCACGGAGGACAACUCCGGUUCAUCCGGGAUGCGUCAGACACGCGAUAAUCGUGCGUGAACGAGCCGCCGACACAUAAGACACUUGUGAUCAACGAAGGAGAGAACUCGCGAACACACUUCGAGCGGGGGAAAGCCGGACGCGCAGGAUGUGACGUCACGACGUUAAUUUCGCGACGACGACGACGACGACGACGAGACCGGGGACGAGGAAGAAUCGCGCCGUCAUAAUCUCGCAGCUCGGCCGACGGGCGGAUAUUAAUCCGACGGCGUCCGUAUCCGCCUGGCGAGACUGCAACCUGACGGGUUUCGGGUCACCGCCGUUGGACAGCGGGAAACAAGUCGAAGAAAAACAGAAGAAGAUGGACACCGAAGCGGAGCGCUCGAGGACGACGGAGCAACCGCGAGUGCUGCCGCGAUCGUCGAGCACGCGUCGCGUGCCGACUCGACGCGCGCGCGUCUAAUUGAAGGAAGAAAAGAAACAAGAUCAAACGAGACCAUGUCCUACCACGGCCACGACCUCCAAAGAUGGCGAGCGGACGCACGCUCGCGAUGACCUGACGGGCGCCAACAGUGACGACUCCGUCGCACGCAUACACACCGAGAGCGACACCUCUUCUUCGACAUCCGCGGCCUCUCCGCAGCAAGAUGGCGGACGCGCGAGACGAGCGCAAGCCGCAGCGCGACCGGUGAAGGACGUCGCCUUGCCGAGGGUCCUCGGGAGUCCAAGCGGCUUCAGCUAUCGGCUUGGUCCAAUCAACAGCCAAGAUCAUCCCUAUCCAUCCAGCCAGCCGGCCAGCCUCGUUCCUACCGAUCACCAUCGCCACCAUCAUGCUGAACAUCAUGGCGGCGAUGUCGACGAGCCUGCCGAGCGGCCGGCUGGAGCCGACCUCCUCGAGCAUCAUCAUCAGCAACGCGAGCGACGCAGUGUCGAGUGCCGCGACCACCGCCAGCACGGCGGCGGCGGCGGCGGCGGCGGUGGCGUCGUCGUCGUCGAGCACGGCGGCGAACAACGUGACGGCGUCGUCGGUAGGCAACCCGACGGUGGAGAACCUGCCGGAGCACGUGAACGCGCUGGUGGUGGUGAUCAAGGGCAUCAUCAUGGGCAGCAUCAUCACCACCGCGGUGUUGGGCAACAUGCUAGUGAUCGCGAGCGUACGCCGCCACCGCAGGCUCCGGGUGGUCACCAACUGCUAUGUGGUAAGCUUGGCGGCGGCCGACCUGCUGGUGGCGAUGUGCGCGAUGACGUUCAACGCGUCGGUCGAGCUGUCGGGCGGCCGCUGGCUCUUCGGCGCGAUCAUGUGCGACCUGUGGAACUCGCUGGACGUGUACUUCUCCACCGCCUCGAUCUUGCACCUCUGCUGCAUCAGCGUCGACCGCUACUACGCGAUCGUCAGCCCGCUCGAGUACACGGUCAUCAUGCGGCAGAGCACGGUCGGCUGCAUGCUCGGCAGCGCUUGGAUCUUACCGGCGCUCAUCAGCUUCAUACCUAUCUUUAUGGGCUGGUACACCACUGACGAGCACUUGGACUUCAUGGUCAAGCAUCCGGAGGUGUGCGCGUUCGUGGUGAACCGUCCGUACGCGGUCAUCAGCUCGUGCGUGUCCUUCUGGAUCCCCGGGCUGGUGAUGAUCGUCAUGUACUGCAAGAUCUACAAGGAGGCGAUCCGCCAGCGGAAGGCGCUCAGCCGGACGUCGAGCAACAUCGUGCUCAAUAGCGUGCACCACCACCGCUCCACCCGACAUCACCAUCAUCAGCAGAUGCUGCUGCAGGCCGCGGCCGAUACCGGUGAGCUAGCUCUUCACACCGCGCAUUUCACGGUGCCCACGGAGCUCCACGCCGUUAACGGUACCUCGAUACGACAACAAACGAAGAGUUGGAGAGCCGAGCACAAAGCCGCGAGGACACUCGGUAUCAUCAUGGGAGCGUUCAUACUUUGUUGGCUGCCGUUCUUUCUCUGGUACCUGACGACGUCCCUAUGCGGCGAGACUUGCUACUGUCCGGACACGGUGGUCUCGGUGCUCUUCUGGAUCGGCUACUUCAACAGCGCCCUGAACCCGCUCAUCUACGCGUACUUCAACCGCGACUUCCGCGACGCCUUCAAGGACACCCUGAAGAGCGCCCUGCCGUGCUGCUCCAGCUGCUGGAAGACGCCGUCGCAAUUUGUGUAGCCCGACACGAGAAGCCACAAGCCUCGCCACGGACACUUUUUCACCUCCUGGUUCUCCCCUCUGGCCCGCCCGCGAACAGCGAGUUCGCGCUUUCACCCCCGCCCCGUUUGUUUUUCUUUCCAUCUCUCUCUCUCUCUCUCUCUCUCUCUCUCUCUCUCUUUUUUUCCAAUGAUACGAUUUCGAGGCGGAAUCGAGCAGCCACGCGUGCGGGAGCGCUUCGUUUCGGCGAUUUUCGCGCCAGUCGACACGCGAAUGUCGAGCUCGCAAUUAACGCUUAUUGCCCGGUUCUAUCGACUGCACGCGCCGCUAAUUUUUCCGCGUUACUCGCAACUUUGUACAACGGGGGAGCGAGAGGGGCGAGCGAAAGAGAGGGCGGACCGCGUUAGGUCGAUCGUUAAUUGUCGCCGCGCGGCUUUCCGUCGUAAAGCGCCCUCUCGUUUUUUAUCUGACCGCUCUGUGUAACCUGCGCUGGCUGCUGUUGGCGACGUGUGAUGUAUGACGGGAUUGCGCGUUUCCACUGCUGAUUCGAAGUAAUACACGUUGAUGCGAACUCGAAAUUGGAAGCGAGUAAUGGCUUCGCUCUCGAGCCGAACGCGAUCGCGGCGCGACUUUAACGCGUCGAUUUCCGCGCCGAUUGUAUGGAAGUUCGACCGACAGCUCGAUAGCCGAAGACGCGGAAAAGUCGGUGCGAUCGGGAAAACGCGAUUUCGUAUCUUUCGCUGCCUUUCCGCCGGUCGAGCGAGCAAUUUCCCUUCAGGGCGAUGCACUUGGUUAUAUUUCGUUUGCUGAAAAAAUUGGGCUAAGAGGAGCUAAGCCCCGAGGUCCCGCAGUUUUUGUCACACAAACCGGGGGUGGAACGAAACCGGGGAGGAAGCCAAAUCCACGCGUUUACGACGUAGAAAUUCCAACUAAAAAUUCGGCCAACAAUAAAAGCUCAAUCGGAGCCGGGACACAGCCAACGGCGAACGGCGAAAUGUCGUCUCGACAAUAAAAAGUUAUCGGCGGUAAAACGUAGUUAGCGAAUGAGCGAUGCGGUUCCUCCAAAAAGUCGGACGAACCGAAAAAUCGUCGCGCAACACUGCACAAAACUGCACAUUUUCGCCCUUAGCCGAGAGACUGAGUAAAUCGGACGAUGAAUAAACAACCGUACCACGAUUGUCGCCACGAUGAUGCGUGUCGGUUCGUCCUACACAAUCGCUCUGUUCAAUUAAAUCCUUUCUCGCGCAGGAGCCAACGAUUUGAAAACACUAAAGUCUCGCUGAGAGGAUCAGUCGGCUCGCGCUCAGUCGGCCAUGCGCGACUCUGAAAUUGGGUUCGUUUAGCUCGACUCGUGCGCUCCCGCGGCUGAUCCUUUUUCGCACACGCGCGCAGCUUAAUUAAAGACGCGACCUUCGAUGUGUUAACAGGACGCGCGGUUGUCCUCUUGGUUGUCCGGCGGCGGCGGCGGCCCGACGAGACUCGCCGUUUCACGGCGCGUUUUCAUUCCGCGUCCCGUUAAUUCAGAAUAUUAAAGCAAAUGCCGUAACACGUUACGCGCUGAGAUUAUCGACCGUGAUAGCAGCAGGGCGUUGACUCGAGACGCGGAGGGACACUCCUGAGGAAAGGGCUGAACGCGGAAGCGCGGCGCGCCGCGAGUUCCUGCGAUUCUACGCGUACGCGAGUUAAGUUUAUGGCCGGCUGCGCGCAACGACGACGCGGGCAACGUCCCUCGUUAACCCUUAAAUGCACAGUGCGCGCGUGCGAGAGAGGGCCAAUAAUAUUGUAUUUUUCGCGCGUCAUGCGAUACGUAUCUCGGCGCGCUCUCUCGGUGUUUUGCCGCUUCGCCGAUCGAGCAAAAAUGAAUGUCCCGCUAUCUCAUUUCCCGCGAAACGCGCAAUUUUCGCGAUGUCGAUAUUUCGAUCCCCCUCUCCCACCCCUCGCACCGCCCUCUAUCCCUCUAUCACUCUUACCCCCUUCGCGUUUUUCAUUUUCCCUUAAUUUUCCCAGGGGCGGCGUCAGGAUAUUUUUCAGUUUUCAUGAGCGCAAAUGAAUGUCAAGUGUUUUCUUUCGUUUUAUAUACACAGCAAGCGUACGUAGAAAAAGAGAAAGAGAGAGAGAGAGAGAGAGAGAGAGAGAGAGAGAGAGAGAGAGAGAGACGGAGAAGGAGAGGGAGAAAAAAUCUAACGAGAAUUUAAUAUUUCCUUUCCUCGUUUCUCUUUCCACCGCCUCUGACAUUGUUGCUUUAUUUAUCCGGGGAUGAAUGCGGAAUUGUUUCGAGCGCGAUGAAGUUCGUGAUAAUACUCCCUCUCUCAGGACGGGGAGAAAGAGAGAGGGGGAGAGAAUUUACCGUCUCGACGAUAAUAUUACGAUUAAUAUUAAAUAUUAAUAUUACAAAUUGCAUAUAUAUCCAUUUCGAGUUUAACGAUUUGUGAAUGCGUCGUUACGCCGCUUAAUUCGGCAAGGCGGACGCGCGAGGGAGACUAUUGUUGUUAUUAUUAUUAUUAUUACUAUUAUUAUUAUUAUUAUUUGCGAAACCGUCCUACGCCCCUCUCCAUGGACUGUUAUUCCCACCGGCUUAUUAUUAAACCCGCGCUGCGCGGCGUUCAACGAUAAAUUAUGAGCGCGAUAGGAGCGUGAUGUAUAAAAAUGCAUAACCGAGCGUGCACAUUUAUUAAAAAUUACGCGAACAGCUUUCCUGGAGUCUACUCGUCAUCGUCAUCCUCGUCGUUUUCAGGGCGACGGAGCAAUCGGCAGGUAAUUGCUUGCUCAUGUAAUCGCCCGAGGUGCAAUCGGCAACGCAAUCUGCGCCGUAGCACCGUCGACGAAUCGCAUCCGAUAUUUUCGGGCUUCGCGCGUACAGCGGGGAAUUAAUUAAUCAGCGAAUAAAUUUUCGGAAACCUUCUCACACCUGAUUCCUGUAAAUUCAAUACGAAAGGUAUUCAAAUUACAUUGUGUGUGAUCGCGUGUUUAUGUGACAACAAAUGAAUAUUUAUUCUAACCUAAUCUAACCCGCUAUAGUAUACUUGCUCCGUUUUUUAAUUCCAAACAUUUGCGCUGAAAGGAUCAAGUGAUUACGGCACUGGGUAAACUAAAAAAAAAAAAGACACAAGAUCUCACAACAGUACGCAAGCUUGCCGGGGAAAGUAGUGCGACGUAAUCAGCGCGAGACACCUAACAUUAUCGAAAGUUUGCGAGCGCUGAACUUCUUCCUCGCUGAAAAUCCAUUUAGAGCCAUUCAUUUGAGAUCGCUUCAAGUGUUUUUCCUAUCGGAACCCGGCGAUAGGAUUCCGUGGAUUUAUAGGUUUCCGGAAGUUCCGCUUAAUCGGAGUCAUCGGUGCGAACUCAAGACGCCGGUCGACCAACGAGUAUCGGCUGAGAGGCGAGGGGACCUCCUCACUUUUUCUUCCUUUUUGUCGCCGCGCAAUAAGCAUUAAUUUGUGAACGCCCGCCGAGACGGAAAGUCUCCCACGCGCAAACGCGGACCCAUGGGGCGAGCUCGACCCCGGCGAGUAAUCGCUCCCUCCUCGGGAGUGUUCGAUAUUUAAUUCCCAUCGUCGUCGAUUACUUCGCGAGAUCUCUUCGCGCUCUUAAUUGGAAGCUUUCGGGAAACGAGAGUGUGAGAGAGAGAGAGAGAGAGAGAGAGAGAGAGAGAGAGAGAGAGAGACAGAGAGAGAGAAGAACGGGCUUGCGCUAGGGGUGAAAUCUGUGCGCGAUACAAUCAUGACUUCUCCCGAUGCCGGUGAAUCAAUUUUCCCCCCACGGGGGAUCCGACGCGUCUCACGCGCGUUUGCGGAGUAAAUAACAACCGCAGUCGCCGCUGGAUUUCCCUUCACCUUGUUCCUCCUGCUUUCCUUCCGGACGAGAGCCGGGCGCAGCGGAAAUCCACGAGGAGCGAUGUCGCGCAGCCACGUGGAAUAUGAAUACGCGCCCUCGCAGGGCACGGGAGAGAGGGGGCGUGGCGAGAACGGGGCGGAGAGGAGAGAUUUGUUAAUCUGUGUUUACCCUGUAAAUAUGUCGAGAAGCCUAGGUUUACGGGUGAGAAUGAGAGAGAGAGAGAGAGAGAGAGAAAGAAAGCGGAAGUGCGAUGGGACGAUAAAUAAGGGGAGAGGGCGAGAGGGAGCAGUGUGCUAAUUAGAUGUAAUUACUAGCACCGGCGCGCGAGGCUGUAUCAUAUGUAACUUGCGACACUUAUUAACGCGGCGAGGUCGCGCACAUGUGUGUAAUGUCACGAUAAUCGCGAAAACAAUGCAAUUAACGCCGCGAUGGAUUAGUAACGCAUAAAGACGCCGCGUCUACGCGCCCCAUUUAUAUCCAUCGCCAUCGAUCCGCCGCUGCACCCGAGAAACAACAAGGGCCAUGCGCCCCCCCUCCCACACCCUCCACCCCACCGCCGAAUUCUCCCCGAUAACGAUAACGAUAACACGACAAGCGCCACGCUGAUGAUCACUCCUGCUGAUUGCAAUCAACGCUCGACUCAACUUCCGGCCGCCAAGGACGCGGCGCAUCGAAUCUGGCUGUGCGUUUUCGCGCGUAAAUCGACGAGAGAGAGAGAGAGAGAGAGAGAGCUGAUCCGGCGACAUCACAGCGUCGCUCACAUCGUCGGGCUUCGUCUCAAGCCUCCGCGACAGCGGAAGGUCUCCGGAAGCUUCGGCGGCAAAUUUUCCAAGCCUCGCCGCGAGGCUGCCGCGCGCUCGCGGCUUUUUAUCGAUACGAUCCAUCGCGCGCGAAAGAGAGAGAGAGAGACCGCCUGUAUAAUAAAUGUACCAUAUAGCAUAAUAAAGCGGAGAGAGAGGGGCUGUGUAAAUAUAACACGUAA